Molecule: messenger RNA, 2634 nt
Organism: Kluyveromyces lactis
Lineage: Eukaryota; Fungi; Ascomycota; Saccharomycetes; Saccharomycetales; Saccharomycetaceae
Gene: MCM2
Product: MCM DNA helicase complex subunit MCM2
Exons: 1
Coding region: 1-2634 (877 amino acids)
Biological process (GO): DNA replication; double-strand break repair via break-induced replication; mitotic DNA replication initiation
Cellular component (GO): nucleus; MCM complex
Molecular function (GO): 3'-5' DNA helicase activity; single-stranded DNA binding; ATP binding
Source: RefSeq, a predicted model, not a curated record
AUGUCUGAUAAUGAUGAAAUAAAUAACGGAAGGAGGAGAAGAAGAAGAGCUGAUGAUGAUGAGGAUGAGGAUGAUUCUUUGUCUACACAACCCCGUGAAGGUGGCGCUAACAUCCCUAGUUCUCCACAGUUUGAAGACCCGCUUGGAUCUCCAGAUGAGAUAGAUUUUGAGAAUCCAGAUAACGAUGGAGAUGAAGCUGUCAAUGUUCAAGAGGAUCUUGAAGAUGUGGAAGAAAGAAUGAAUGAAGUCGAUUUGAUGGGUGAUGAUAUGUACCGUGAUUACGCUUCAAACACAGAACAUGAUACGUAUGAAAGAAGAGGAGUCGACGACCAGGAGCAGCAAGAGUUGUCGCUCGCUGAGCGUAGAAGAAUCGAUGCACAAUUGAACGAGAGAGAUCGUUUGGUGCAUAGGAACACAGCAUACCUUGAUGAUGAUGAUGGCGAAGGAGCUGGUGCGCAUAAUUUGGAUGCUAUGGGUCUUCCAGUACAGAGGAGACGUAGAAGACGUCAAUACGAAGAAGCAGAUGAUGAUUUGUUAUCAGAUAUGGAUAUAGAUCCGUUGGCAGAUGAGCUCUCGUUGGAAUCUUUGGCAGAUGUGAAGGCAUCAAGUUAUUCUGAAUGGAUCACUCAACCGAAUGUAUCACGUACUAUUGCCAGAGAGUUGAAAUCGUUUUUGCUUGAAUAUACUGAUGAGUCAGGUAAAUCCGUUUACGGUGCUCGUAUCAGAACUCUCGGUGAAAUGAACUCUGAAUCCUUGGAAGUUAAUUAUAGACAUUUGGUAGAAUCCAAGGCCAUUCUAGCCCUAUUUUUAGCCAAAUCUCCCGAAGAAAUGUUGAAAAUAUUUGAUACAGUGGCUAUGGAAGCUACACAACUACACUAUCCCGAUUAUACUCGUAUUCACUCGGAAAUUCACGUAAGAAUCUCGGAUUUCCCUAGUAUAUUGAACUUACGUGCUUUACGUGAAACUCAUUUGAAUUCUUUAGUUAGAGUUAGUGGUGUCGUGACAAGAAGAACUGGUGUCUUCCCACAACUUAAAUACGUUAAAUUCAACUGUUUGAAAUGUGGUGCCACACUUGGGCCUUACUAUCAGGAUUCAAAUGAAGAAAUUAAAAUCUCGUUCUGCACAAAUUGUAGAUCUAAGGGUCCCUUCAGAAUUAAUAUGGAAAAAACUCUGUACCGUAAUUACCAAAGAAUCACCAUCCAAGAAUCACCAGGGUCUGUUCCAGCCGGUAGAUUACCACGUCACAGAGAAGUCAUUUUGUUGUGGGACUUGGUUGAUAUCGCAAAACCUGGUGAAGAAGUCGAAGUGACAGGAAUCUAUAAGAACACAUAUGACGGUAAUUUGAAUGCAAAGAACGGGUUCCCCGUUUUCGCAACAGUACUGGAAGCCAAUUCAGUGAAGAGAAGAGAAGGCGGAUUGCAUGAUGGUGAUGAACACGAAGGGCUGGAUGCCUUCAGUUGGACAGAAGACGAAGAGCGUGAAUUCAGAAAGAUGUCUCGUGACAGAGGAAUCAUCGAUAAAAUCAUUUCAUCAAUGGCUCCAUCUAUUUAUGGGCACAGGGAUAUCAAGACAGCAAUUGCAUGUUCUUUAUUCGGAGGUGUUCCUAAAAACAUUAACGGUAAGCAUUCCAUCCGUGGUGACAUAAACAUUCUACUUCUCGGUGAUCCAGGUACUGCCAAGUCCCAAAUUUUGAAAUACGUGGAAAAAACUGCCAACAGAGCUGUCUUCGCUACAGGUCAAGGUGCUUCUGCAGUCGGUUUGACAGCUUCUGUCAGGAAGGACCAAAUAACUAAAGAGUGGACUCUUGAAGGUGGUGCGUUAGUGCUUGCGGAUAAGGGUGUUUGUUUGAUUGAUGAAUUCGAUAAGAUGAACGAUCAGGAUCGUACUUCUAUUCACGAAGCAAUGGAACAGCAAAGUAUAUCCAUCUCUAAGGCAGGUAUCGUUACCACGUUACAAGCCAGAUGCUCUAUUUUAGCUGCCGCCAACCCGAUCGGUGGUCGUUACAACUCUACUCUUCCGUUAUCACAAAAUGUCAAUUUGACUGAACCAAUUUUGUCAAGAUUCGAUAUCCUCUGCGUGGUAAGAGAUUUGGUUGAUGAAGAAAGUGAUAAUCGGCUAGCAUCUUUCGUCGUUGAUUCACAUAUCAGGUCUCAUCCAGACAAGGAUCUGGAUGAUUUUGAUGAUGGUAACGUUCCAACGGAAAAUCCUAAUGGGGAGGGUGAUGAAGAAACUCCGUUAUCUGCCAAACAAAGACGCUUGCAGAACCUUCGUAAAAGAGAAGAAGAAAUUUCGCCCAUAUCUCAGCAUAUGCUAAUGAAGUAUAUUCAUUACGCAAGAACUAAAGUUUACCCUAAGUUACAUCAAAUGGAUAUGGACAAAGUGAGUAGGGUUUAUGCUGAUUUGAGACGAGAGAGUGUCACUACUGGUUCAUUCCCGAUCACCGUUCGUCAUUUGGAAUCUAUCUUAAGAAUUGCUGAAGCCUUCGCGAAAAUGAGAUUAUCAGAAUUCGUUUCCUCAUGGGAUUUAGACAGAGCAAUUAAAGUAACAGUGGACAGUUUUGUGGGUGCACAAAAGAUUAGUGUACGUCGCCAACUACAAAGAUCUUUCGCUGUUUAUACUAUGGGAACAAUGUGA